Messenger RNA from Bipolaris victoriae FI3, 150 nucleotides. RefSeq lists its product as hypothetical. The transcript is spliced from 2 exons. NCBI's taxonomy places the organism in Eukaryota, Fungi, Ascomycota, Dothideomycetes, Pleosporales, Pleosporaceae. The record is from RefSeq and is a predicted model, not a curated record. Bases 1 to 150 code for a protein of 49 amino acids.
AUGUCCAAUUUGGCUACAACGCCCGCAGCGCCGUUCAGUACGCACCCUCUUCGCAGGCGUUGCACCCUUAUUAGAGCCACUACCCUCUACCUCAGCGAUCUGAUCAGCUAUCUGGCUAACUGUCUGGGACCCCUCUGCCUCGUCUCGUAG